This is a messenger RNA of Ctenopharyngodon idella (grass carp), 4585 nucleotides long. It is a transcript of the gene pgap6, whose product is annotated as post-glycosylphosphatidylinositol attachment to proteins 6. The coding region runs from base 298 to 2553 and encodes 751 amino acids. NCBI's taxonomy places the organism in Eukaryota, Metazoa, Chordata, Actinopteri, Cypriniformes, Xenocyprididae. The record is from RefSeq and is a predicted model, not a curated record. Gene Ontology annotation, cellular component: plasma membrane. The transcript has 13 exons.
UUUUCAGAGUAUGACGCGCGUCGCUCUGUCUCUAUUCAUUCUGCAGCGUAGGCUUAUCUUAUCUUAUGAAUAUUACGAAGGGAUGUGCUUAUGAAUAUUAAUUAACAGGAACUGCCACCCGAUAGGAAGAACCAGAGCCUAAGUAACCUAAGUAAUAUUUAUGACCAAAAUACGUAUGAGGCCGACGUCGUCCAGUAUUUCUGUCUUGAACCAGGAAGUAACGUGUUAAAACAGUUCUCUCUUUAGACAUUUGAAGAACACGACAAUGGGCUGACUGAGGAGAAUCUAAACUGAAAAAUGGAAAAGUAUUUAGCACUGUGCCUUUUAAUGUAUGCUAUCGCUGGCUGUUUUGCUGACGAUCUCACUUACUUGAACGAGUUCUACUCUAAAACGCCUCAGAGGUUGUCCAAAUACAGCUGGUUCGGGAAUGUUCGGCUCCAUCACUUCAGAGUACCGGAAGAUGCGGUGCUCGUGCGGUGGCUGCUCACGGUCUCACGGGGAUCCGGACUGAACUGUGGCAACCAAAACAUCACUGUGCACUUUAGAGCCGGAGCGCCCCCGGUCAUCAACCCCAUACAAACUGCCUUUCCGAACUCCACGUCAGUCUCUCUUGCUCACAACGUGACGCUGACCGUUCCCAGUGGACAGAGCGUCAACGUGACACUGUUCAAUGUGACCCACCCCAAACCUGGUGACUGGUUCCUUGCUGCUCACCUGCCUAAAGAUGAUGGCAAGAUAGAGCAGCAGGGUCUGCCAUCUUGCUCAUACUUAUUCCAGGCACAGAUGUUUGUGAGAAGAGCUGCUGACCUGCCAAUCCUGCAAUACAACAUUCCUCUCUAUCAAACACUCACGACAGCUCCAGCUCUGUUUAAGGUCUUUGUUCCAGAGUUCUCCUCCAGGUUGGAUGUUUUCAUCAUGAACUGUUCUGUAAUGAUGGGAAAUGAUUGUGGGCUGUCAAUCACUAUAGGCUCCAGCACUUUGAGUCAGGGCUCGGAAGUGAAACAGAACUGUUCAGGGUUAGAGAGCUGCUCCGCAUCGGUCCUCAUUCCCCCGUGGAACACCUGGUUGCUGGUUAUGGUCCAGUCUAGUCAACCAAACACCACAAUACCUUUCAACAUCUCUGCCAAUGUCACAGUGGGAUGUAAACCUUUGAGCGUCUCUUCAGAUUUCAACACCUCAGCCUUCAUACGUACCAUCAUUGCUCCCCAAAGCAACAGCUCAGGUGCCCUCAGUAACGCUUCCGUUUCCACGAGAGACCCGCCGGGCCUCCGUACUAACAGCUCUGAGCCAAUGUGCAUGAGAAACCCUUCAGUGUUCAGAGAAGAACAGGAUGUGCUAUCACUACGCUUCAUCGUUUCCAACAACAAUCUCAGCGUGAACUCUGACCUUCCAACUGUGCUCGCACUUGAGCACUCUCCUGGUGAUAGUGGCGGCACGUUUGUUGUACAGCUCCACUUGAACACUAGUUCUGUGGCCGGUGGAUUUGCUCAUGUCAAAGCAUGUCUCACACCUUUUGCUCCUGUACUUCAUGUCAACCACAGCCAGACUUGUGCUACAGGGUUUGCACAGGGUUAUUCUCUGAGCGUGAGCAGCAAUGAAUCACAUGUACUGUUGAGGAUCCCAUUCCCAGAUGCAGCAGUGUGGUACCUCAGCCUCCAGACCAUGUGCAAUGACAGUGUUGACUGCAGGAACACAUCAGCCAUAGUGAGUGUGUCUGUUAGUAUUAGUGCGUGCAUUGACGACUGUGGGCCGUAUGGGGAGUGCAGACUACUGCGCACACACAGCUACCUCUACGGCGCAUGUGUGUGCAAAGCAGGUUGGCAGGGAUGGGGCUGUACGGAUGGAGUGACUGCGCAGUCGUACUCUCGACAGAUGGCAGCAGCUCUGCUCCUCACCCUUAGUAACCUUUUCUUCAUCCCGCCCAUCGUCGUAGCACUUCACAGAGGAUACCACAUAGAGGCCGCCAUCUACUUCUUUACCAUGUUUUUCUCCUCGUUUUAUCAUGCGUGUGACCAGCCCGGUGUGACUGUGAUGUGUAUCAUGGACUACGACACCCUCCAGUUCUGUGAUUUCUUGGGUUCUGUCGUGUCAGUAUGGGUGACCAUUGUGUGCAUGGCACGGCUUCAGGAGCCAAUAAAAUAUUUAUUGUUUAUGGCGGGCACUCUUGUCAUUUCCAUGGCGAUGCAGUUGGACCGCAGAGGCCUCUGGAACCUUCUAGGCCCUGUCCUCGUUGCUUUGGUCAUUAUGGUCACUUCCUGGAUUUAUCGAGGUGUGAAACGUCGUCAGUGUUACCCUCCAUUAUGGCGUCGUUGGGUGUUGUUCCUGCUCCCAGGCAUUGUGUCUGCAUUGAUUGGAGUGUGUGUGUAUGUCUUCGCACAGACCGACAGCAACUACUACUACACUCAUUCCAUAUGGCAUGUCAUGGUGGCCACAAGCGUGGUCUUCCUCUUACCACCACGUGAAAAACACGUUCCCCCCUGGGGCUGGACGAACAAAAUCUGUAGCUACAGGAGAUAUAAAAAUGAGAAAGUAGAGCUUUACACCGACACCUAAAUACACUAGUAUUGAUAUUGGCACAAAACCUGACGGAUUUUCAUGUGCAUUUUUACAGUUUUACAAAUGUUAGCCGUUAGCUUUAUGAAAUAUGUCGAGCUUUACAUGAAAGAUUCUCUUCUGAAGUCACCAAAAUCACUUAACUGCAGGUGUAGUGUUCGUUUAUAACUACGUAAGGGAUAGUUUACCAAAAAAUGUCAUUUUUUACUGUCAUUCUAAACCCAUAAACCAAAAUCAAUGGAACACAACAGGAGAUUUUUGAGAGUCAUAGUGACCACAUCAGUCAAGUGAAGAAUGACUAUUUUGGUUGUUUCUCACACAAAGUUAUUGUAUGACUCCAGAAGGCUUGGAAUAUAGUGCAAAAGUCAUAUAGACUACUUUUAUGGUGCUUUUUUGGCAUAUGAACAUCUCCUUUUGUGUUCCAUGGAAAAAAAUACUGUGCACAUGUUAUGACAUGAGGGUGAGUAAAUAAUACCAUAAUUUUAAUAUUUGAAUAUAAACAUAAUGCUUUUACUUGAGUGAUUUCACAGAGAACAACAGCAAUGUCAAUAAUUUAAUGAUAUGACAAGUAAAUUAAUGAUAUAAUCGAAAGGCAACUUGAAUGUCCCUGAAUUCUCCAUUAAGCACUUUUGUGAGGUUUAGUAUAUAUAUCGAAGAAUCAGUUUAUUGGAUUGAGUGAGCUACUUAAACUGCAAUUUUGUUCUUUUUGAACAAAAUUGUCAUAUUGUCUAUCUAAAUCUUUUCUGAGAAAAAACACUACUGAUUUCUAUUUUUCAUUUGAUUUAUGAGUAGCCCCACAUGGAAUCCGCACUCACAGAACUCAUUUUUUUCUAAGCGGAAAUACUUUUUUUUUCUCUAUAGAAACAGUCUAAAUGAAGACAGAAGUUUCAUUUUAGGGUGAAAUAUUCCAUUAAAUAACACAUUUUACUUUAGUUAAAUCCAAUUCACAGAAUUCCAGAGAUUUUCUUUCAAAACCAGCAUAGAAAAUUAGGGGAAAAAGACCUUGCAGAUUUUGUCUGGUCCUACUUAUGACGUUCCAGGUCAUGUUGGGCAUUGUCAUUACUACAAAGGACUGUUGUCUGUGUCUCAGAGCUUGUGUUUGCGUACCUACACAGGAGAACAGGUACAGUACGCAAUUAUUUAUACCACUGUCAGGAAUGUACAAGAAAAUACCUCCUUUCUUCUUCCCUUAAAGCCUUGAUAUUUUUUCCUGAGACGAAGAACAUUUUACACGCGCUUAAAAUUGUGCUUGCUUGAGCCAAUAUGUAAAAUCGUGCUUGCUGUAUGCUAGUAUGAAUCGCUACAGAUGUGUGUGUUUUUGUAAUGAGAAUCUGACAUACUGAUGACCUUACGUAUUUAAGAUAAACCCCUGUAUUGGGCAAGGCAUUCUAUAGAUAUGCAUAAUACUGUGUUUCUGACCCUCAGGCCAUUUUAAACUUGAAAAGGCUACUGUGGACGUUAUUUUUAGGCUUAAAUUUACAUUGCAGCUGUCCUUUAAAACUCAUGUAAAUCAGUGUCGUGUUUUUCUAUUUAAUUGUAACAGCAAGGCAGUUCAUCUCUUGUUUUUUCCAGAGGAGGUCAAGUGUUAAGUUAGGGUUGGAAUGUGAUGUUUUACAAUUUUUAUAUACAUUUUAUAUUGGAAUUACAAAUGAUAUUGAAAAAAUAAUGAGCCUAACUGAGAUGUAUGUUAAUACUAGUUUCAUUUCUAAAAUGAACCAUUUAUAAAAUCUGUGAAUCCCCCACAUUUUUACUUCCUUCUUAUGGGAUUUAGUUUUGAUUUAAUAUUGAUUAUCAUGACAAUUCUUGUUCUUGUUUAUCUAAUGGUAGGCCUUGUAUAUUGCACAAAUAUGCACUUAUAUUUGAGGGUGAGAAUGAAGCAGUGCAAUCAUGUUUAUGAACGUACAUGUUAAAGUUUCUUUGUUGUUGUUUUUGGGGCAUUUUUUUAAUUUAUUUCCGUUCUUUAUUCCUGCCUCCUUUUUUUCUUAAAAUGUUCUGUAAUCUAUAUGCCAAUAAAUCUCACUUAAUUAACCAA